Molecule: messenger RNA, 1083 nt
Organism: Didymosphaeria variabile
Lineage: Eukaryota; Fungi; Ascomycota; Dothideomycetes; Pleosporales; Didymosphaeriaceae
Exons: 4
Coding region: 1-1083 (360 amino acids)
Source: RefSeq, a predicted model, not a curated record
AUGGCUGCAGUGCCCGAUUACCCCGACUACGAUCGCGGUCCGCACCUGGCCGCAGUCUAUAUCGCAGGAUGUCUGGUGUCGCUCGUCUUCGUAGGCUCGAGGCUGACAGCACGCUUCAGUAUUGCCGGUGUGGGUAUUGACGAUUGGUGUAUGCUGAUCACUUGGAUGGUCUUCGUGCCGCUUACUGUUAUUGUAUCUAUGUUUUGCUUCGAUGGUGGCACCCGACAUCUCGCCUACCUCUCAGGAGAUCCGGAGCAUACGAUAUAUCUCAUCAAGCUCAACUGGAUCGCCCAACCACUUGCUAUAUUUUGUCUUGGCUCGGGCAAAAUCGCUAUCGCCUUCUUAAUUCUUCGUCUCCUUAAUCGCGCGUCCGUCUUUCGCAAAUGGAGUUUAUACGUUGCUGUCGUAUGGACAGCCAUCAACACCAUCCUGAUGAUAUUGUUUACUUUCAUCCAAUGCGAAGACGCAGCUGCUCUGUGGGAUGAAUCUCUCAAAGAGAAGACGAAAUGCUGGGAUCCAAGGGUGCAGAGCAGUUUCUCGAUCUACGGCGCCGCAGUCCACUCUUUGACUGACUUCUAUCUUGCUGCGAUCCCCGUAACGCUUGUAUGGGGCUUGAAGACCGAUCUCAAGAAGCGUCUUGCGCUGUGUGCGCUACUCGGCUGCGGUAGCAUAACUGGCAUCUGCGCUGCGAUCAAGGCGAGUAAACUCAGCACGCUCACUGCAAGGUCCGACAUCACCUGGGAAACAUUCCAACUGUUCCUCUGGACUGGUAUCGAAAUCAUCCUGCUCAUUGUCUGUGGCUCUAUACCUGCUCUGAAGCCUAUAUACGCGCUCUGCAUGGGUCGCAAACCGGGGUCCUACCGAUCCAGCCGACACAUAACAAAUGCCAGCAAGAGGUCGGGAAUGGGCAUUACUCUUAACAGGCGCCAUGAGGGCGGGGAGUCAGUGGCGAAUCUGGCCCGGACGCAGCAGUCUGCGACGGUCGUCAGUAGGAUAUCGGAAGACGAGAUCCAACUUAAUGGAGAGUAUGAGAAACCACCGCACGGAGGGAUACAUGUAACAAGAACAGUCGUUAUUGAAUGA